AUGAUACAAGCAACUUGUGAGAAAGUGGAUGUGAUCAGAGCCAAAGCGGCUCAGUCGAGACAAAAGAGCUACGCCGACAAUCGGAGGAAGGACAUUGAGAUUGGAGUUGGUGAGAAGGUAUUUCUCCGAGUUUCUCCAGCAAAGGGGCUGCUACGAUUCAAUAAGAAGGGAAAGCUGAGCCUGAGAUACAUCAGCCCGUAUGAAAUUCUGAAAAGGGUUGUACCAGUAGUGUAUCAACUGGCCCUACCGCCAUCUUUGGAAGGCAUCCAUGAUAUAUUCCAUUUGUCGAUGCUAAAGAAAUAUAUCAACAACCCGAAACAUGUACUCUCGGCUAAACUAGAGCAGUUGGAUGCUGAUAUGACCUAUGAGGAACAACCGAUGGAGAUAUUAGACAGAAAGGAGCAUAACCUCCGUAAUCGCUCGAUCGCAUUCGUUAAAAUUUGA
Messenger RNA from Telopea speciosissima, 444 nucleotides. RefSeq lists its product as uncharacterized. Bases 1 to 444 code for a protein of 147 amino acids. NCBI's taxonomy places the organism in Eukaryota, Viridiplantae, Streptophyta, Magnoliopsida, Proteales, Proteaceae. The transcript has a single exon. The record is from RefSeq and is a predicted model, not a curated record.